AUGGAUUCCUCUACUGAAGAGGCGAACAGCUCCGAACCUGGCUCUCCCGCGAGCAGCCACACUGUCAAGAGAGAUGUUGUCAAACGGGCUCGAAAGGCAAGCAAGCGCAACAUCGAACGCAUCACCUCGCUCGAGGGAACCACAGUCAUCUUCACGCCACUAGAGCGGGAAUCGAACCUAGCUAAGCUCAACCACUUAAAGCUCUCGCAAUUCCUCACUUCUGAGCUACCUGGGAGAAUUAAGGAGAUUCGGCCGAAUCACGCUAGGAACAUUAUAGCGGUAGAUGUUGUUGCCCCUGCUGCGAAAUUAGCCCUCCUGCAGCUGAAUCGCAUAUGUUCCAUUCCUGUCCGUGCCUAUGAGCCCCGCCCAUUCAACUCAUGCUAUGGCGUCCUUUUGGGAGUUGAUACCUCCAUCUCCGACAGCCAAAUUAUGGAGGCCAUUAAGUCCGACCCUCCCCUAAUAGCAGCCAGAAGAAUAAGGCGGGACGCUGGUGCGGUGAGGCUAACGUUCCUUGGGCCGAAACCUCCUAAGCGCGUCAGCUUUCACCUCCUGACCAUGCAAGUUCGUGAGUACCUACCGCGUACGGUUCAGUGCAACAACUGCCUUCGCUACGGUCAUGUAGCUGCAUGCUGUAGCCGACGGAAAAUAUGCCCUAACUGCGGAUCCUCCCACGAGAGCCCGAUGUGCCCUGAAUCUGAACCCACCUGCAUAAACUGCAAAGGACGUCAUGUCGCCACAUCAAGGGACUGCCCAUCCCUAAAGUUGCAACGACACAUCGCCAGGGAACGCUCUCGCUCCAACAGUAGCUACCGAGAGGCGAAGGCUAAACUCCGGCUCACAAAGCGUCGCAACCAACCUAAGGCAAUGGGUACACGAAAGUCUCAGGAGAAGCUUUCACACAGGGGUGUACAACCCGCUCCCAAAAGCCUCCAGACGUCGCAACAACAGAUCGUUUGGGCGGAAACUGAUUUCCCCCCUCUAGGCCCUGUCGACCAUCCAGAGGAUAAGGAUGCCUCCCCGGCACAACCCCAUGGAAAGAAAAGCGACCCCCCGCUCCCACUCCAUUCCCAGCCAGCCUACCGUAAGGUGUUAGACCGUCCAGAAGGCGCAGACCUGCCCAUGGUCAUCAUCCAGCUUCUCUUUGCUGCACUGAAGGCUAUCGUCUCGGCAGUCCCUGAAUGUACUGCUCUCGCAGAAAUCCAAUCGGUCCUCCAACUCGAAGCUGUGAUAGCACCCCUGCUCCUCCCCAGCAGCAGGCGUUAA
Molecule: messenger RNA, 1263 nt
Organism: Ornithodoros turicata
Lineage: Eukaryota; Metazoa; Arthropoda; Arachnida; Ixodida; Argasidae
Exons: 2
Coding region: 1-1263 (420 amino acids)
Source: RefSeq, a predicted model, not a curated record